GCCUAACCAUGGCCAAGAAAAAGGGAAGAAAGGGCAAGAAGGGCAAGAAGCCAAAGGUCGACUGCAAGUUCAAGAUCACGAACGAGAUGCUCAAGCCCAUGAACGAGAAUGUGGAUGACUGCGACGGCUGCUGCCAGUGCGCCUGCGAUUGCGACUGCAGUCCGGAGAUAGCGCCCUGCUUCAUCCAGCCGACCAGGCCGGAUCCGGGUCCGGAGGCGUACGACGAGUUCGAGGCCUGCCUCAACGGCAGUGGUCUGACCAUUCGCGUCCUUAAGAACACCCACAAGGUGGAGAGCGUCCUGGAUGGCAGCGAGACUGCGCCCAACCUGGGCGCCGGCGAUGAUCCCUGCUAUCGGGAUGACCCCAAUGACUGCGAGCCCUCCAAGGAGUCCUGCCUGCACGAUAUGCUGCAGCGCAGCUCCUUCGCCCGGAACCACAUCAAGCGCCGCACCGGCGGCAGGAUCAUCAACCAUCCGAAUAUACCCAAGGUGCGGGCCAACAUCAAGUACUCUGGGAACGACGCCUGCGAGACAGACAACUACUACGUGCCCUUCUCGAAGAUCAAGGAGGCCUGCGACUUCCAGGAGGCAAAGGUCGAGUGCUACCGCCAGCGACUCUGCGGCGGCUCCGAUCCCAUUGUGCCCGCGCAGUGUCCCGCCCAGAACCAGCGAUCCUGUUGCAUGCAGGUCGAGCGGAAGGACAUCCUGGACACCAUGAAGGGCGUCAAUCUGGACACACGGCGCAAGGGUAUUGAGGUCUGUUACAAAACCUGCGAAGAGACCGACAGCGACGUGUUCCUGGUGAAACUGGGCAGCAAGGCGAAGUCGCAGCACAAGAAGAACACCAUCGAGAUCGAGCUGAGGACGCCCAAGCAACCCGUAACCCUUCCAAUCAGCAAGGUCACCACCGAGACGUAUGUUUCCGAGGAAAUGCUCGCCGGUGGCAAGAAGGGCAAGAAGGGCAAGAAGGGGAAGAAGGGCAAGAAGGGCAAGGGCAAGAAGAAGAAGUAGACAUAGUCGAUCCUAGAUGGAUCCUAUUCCAAAGACCGGACUUAAAGCUCACCUUUUCGGAACACAUCCUUUGGCUUUUGGGUGCACCACUUCGAAAAUUCAUAGCAGCUGUUAUUGAAAUUUGGUUUGGAUUUGGCCCAUUCAUAUCAACCCGUUUAGUAAGACGCACGAACCCUCAAUUUUUCGACUAGUUACGUAAAUGUAUAAUUUUGAUAAACGCAAAGAAUUAAAAUUUAAAAUUGAAAAA
Molecule: messenger RNA, 1257 nt
Organism: Drosophila yakuba
Lineage: Eukaryota; Metazoa; Arthropoda; Insecta; Diptera; Drosophilidae
Exons: 3
Coding region: 9-1010 (333 amino acids)
Source: RefSeq, a predicted model, not a curated record